AUGGGCUCACGGCAAACUACCAAUGCGUUCUCAGAACAAGGUAGUUCGCAUGACAUAAAUAGGAGAACAAGGGCCACUAUCAGAGCACAGAAAAGAAGUCAAGAUCCAAUGGAACCAAAGCAAGAAGUAUACGGACUGCCAUCGUCAAGUCAGUCACAAAAUUUAAUACAGUUGGAUAUUGAAAGUUUUGGCACAGCUUCAAGAGCUGGAAGUACUUCGACUCGAUCACGACCGUUACGUCGAAAUAAAAGAACGCAGGACAGAGCAGUAUUAGAUGAAACGGAACCGUCUACUUCUGCUCCCCAAAUAAUGUCAAGACCUAAUAAGCGUAGAGCGAUAAGGGCUGAAGAAGGAGCCUCUCGACAAGAAGAUUAUCCGAUAAUCUUUCUGCCUCCCCUAAGAAACGAUUCACCACAUCCUACCGUCCGACGUACCGCGGAAACGGGCUCCAUCCAGGAUUCUUCUUCAUACUUACAGUCGUUUAAUUUGCCUAAUACAGGAGACAAUGGUGGAGUAACUUUGCCUCCUAUUUCUUUGCCGCAAGAAAAUUCUCCACAUGGUGGAAUAACCUUACCUCCCAUUCGCUCAGUAUUUUCCAUUGGUCUUGAACGUUCUAGGACUCCACGUACUCUUUCCCCCGAUAUAGAAGUGAUAGACCUCUCCUCUCCACCUUACCCCGGCAAUCGUACUGCCGACCCAUAUCCAAGCAACAUUGUAGAUUUAACGUCCUCUCCGAACACACACUCACCAACCGUUAACGCACCUAAAACGGAAAUAAUUGUCAUUGACGAUGAUUCAGAAACUCCUACUUCCGUAGGUUCCUCUUUACCCUCAAGAGGUCUACAAAACCCUACUUCCACAGGUUCCCUUUUACCCUCAAGAGGUUUUCAAUUACCUACCUCCACAGGUUCCCUUUUACCCUCAAGAGGUCUUCAACUCAAGUGUGCGAUCUGUCUUGACCAUCCAAAAGAUGUUUCGGCAACGUCUUGUGGUCAUAUAUUUUGUCUUAAUUGCAUCACAACUGCUUUAAAAACUCAAAAAGUGUGCUCCCUUUGCAGAAAUCCAUUAUCAAAAAAACAGAUCAAGCGCUUGGAGUUCAAGAUUUCGUUGUAA
Funneliformis mosseae is the source of this 1113-nucleotide messenger RNA. Lineage: Eukaryota; Fungi; Glomeromycota; Glomeromycetes; Glomerales; Glomeraceae. The record is from the annotation of a GenBank genome assembly.